Messenger RNA from Talpa occidentalis (Iberian mole), 9686 nucleotides. It is a transcript of the gene PAPPA, whose product is annotated as pappalysin 1. The coding region runs from base 5 to 4882 and encodes 1625 amino acids. The record is from RefSeq and is a predicted model, not a curated record. Lineage: Eukaryota; Metazoa; Chordata; Mammalia; Eulipotyphla; Talpidae. Gene Ontology annotation, molecular function: metallopeptidase activity. The transcript has 22 exons.
GGACAUGCGGCUCUGGAGUUGGGUGCUGCGCCUGGGGCUGCUGAGCGCCGCGCUGGGCUGCGGGCUGGCCGAGCGCCCCCGCCGGGCCCGGAGAGACCCGCGGGCCGGCCGCCCCCCGCGCCCCGCCGCCGGCCCGGCCACCUGCGCCACCCGGGCGGCCCGCGGCCGCCGCGCCUCGCCGCCGCCGCCGCCGGGCGGUGCCUGGGAAGCCGUGCGCGUCCCCCGGCGGCGGCAGCAGCGGGAGGCGAGGGGCGCCGCGGAGGAGCCGAGCCCGCCGAGCCGGGCGCUCUAUUUCAGCGGGCGAGGCGAGCAGCUGCGCCUCCGGGCCGACCUGGAGCUGCCCCGGGACGCGUUCACGCUGCAAGUGUGGCUGCGAGCUGAGGGGGGCCAGAGGUCUCCAGCGGUGAUCACAGGGCUGUAUGACAAAUGUUCUUAUACCUCGCGUGACCGAGGAUGGGUCGUGGGCAUUCACACCGUCAGUGACCAAGGCAACAGAGACCCACGCUACUUUUUCUCCUUGAAGACAGACCGGGCCCGGCAAGUGACCACUAUCAAUGCCCACCGCAGCUACCUCCCAGGCCAGUGGGUCCACCUUGCCGCCACCUAUGAUGGGCGGCUGAUGAAGCUCUAUGUGAACGGCGCCCAGGUGGCAACCUCUGGGGACCAGGUGGGUGGCCUGUUCAGCCCACUGACCCAGAAGUGUAAAGUGCUCAUGUUGGGGGGCAGCGCGCUGAACCACAACUACCGGGGCUACAUCGAGCGCUUCAGUCUGUGGAAGGUGGCCAGGACGCAGCGGGAGGUCCUCCAGGACAUGGCCGUCCACGACCUCCACCCCCCUCUACCUCAGCUCCUCCUCCAGGAGAACUGGGACAACCUGAAGCGGGCCUGGUCUCCCAUGAAGGAUGGCAACAUGCCCCAGGUGGACCUCAGCGGCGCCCACGGCUUCCUGCUGGACACGAGCUUGGAGCCCCCGCUGUGCGGGCAGACGCUGUGCGACAACCCCGAGGUCAUCGCCAGCUACAACCAACUGCCGCGCUUCCGCCGGCCCAAGGUGGUGCGCUACCGCGUGGUCAACCUGCAGGAUGACGGCCGCGAGCAGCCCACGGUCAGCCGCCAGCAGAUCGACUUCCAGCACCGGCAGCUGGCCGAGGCCUUCAAGCACUACAACAUCUCCUGGGAGCUGGAGGUGCUGGAGGUGAGCAACUCCUCACUGCGCCGCCGCCUCAUCCUGGCCAACUGCGACAUCAGCAAGAUCGGGGACGAGAACUGUGACCCUGAGUGCAACCACACGCUGACCGGCCACGACGGUGGUGACUGCCGCCACCUGCGCCACCCCGCCUUCACCAAGAAGCAGCAGAAUGGGCUGUGCGACAUGGACUGCAACUACGAGCGCUUCAACUUCGACGGCGGGGAGUGCUGUGACCCCGACAUCACCGAUGUCACUAAGACCUGCUUCGACCCCGACUCGCCACACAGAGCAUAUUUGGAUGUUAACGAACUGAAGAACAUUCUAAGACUGGAUGGAUCAACACAUCUCAAUAUCUUCUUCGCAAACUCCUCGGAAGAGGAAUUGGCUGGAGUAGCAACGUGGCCUUGGGACAAGGAGGCCCUAAUGCACUUGGGUGGCAUUGUCUUGAACCCAUCCUUCUAUGGCAUUCCUGGCCAUACCCACACCAUGAUCCAUGAGAUCGGGCACAGUCUGGGCCUAUACCACAUCUUCCGGGGCAUCUCAGAAAUCCAGUCUUGCAGUGACCCCUGCAUGGAGACGGAGCCCUCCUUCGAGACUGGAGACCUCUGCAGUGACACCAACCCAGCCCCCAAACACAAACUCUGCGGUGACCCAGGGCCAGGGAAUGACACCUGCGGCUUCCACAGCUUCUUUAACACUCCUUAUAACAACUUCAUGAGCUACGCAGAUGACGACUGUACAGACUCCUUCACGCCCAAUCAAGUCGCCAGAAUGCACUGUUACCUGGACCUGGUCUACCAGAGCUGGCAGCCUUCCAGGAAGCCGGCGCCUGUCGCCCUGGCCCCCCAGAUAGUGGGCCACACGACUGACUCUGUGACGCUGGAGUGGUUCCCACCCAUUGACGGCCACUUCUUUGAAAGAGAAUUGGGAUCAGCAUGUGACCUCUGCCUGGAAGGGAGAAUCCUGGUGCAGUAUGCCUUCAAUGCCUCCUCCCCAAUGCCCUGCGGCCCAUCAGGACACUGGAGUCCUCGGGAAGCUGAAGGUCAUCCAGAUGUUGAACAGCCCUGUAAGUCCAGUGUCCGUACCUGGAGCCCAAAUUCAGCUGUCAACCCCCACACAGUUCCUCCAGCCUGUCCUGAGCCACAAGGCUGCUACCUUGAACUGGAAUUCCGCUAUCCUUUGGUCCCUGAGUCUUUGACCAUCUGGGUGACCUUUGUCUCCACUGACUGGGACUCCAGUGGGGCUGUCAAUGACAUCAAACUGUUGACCGUCAGUGGGAAGAACAUCUCCCUUGGCCCUCAGAAUGUCUUCUGUGAUGUCCCACUGACCAUCAAACUUCGGGAUGUGGGUGAGGAAGUGUAUGGCAUCCAGAUCUACACAUUGGAUGAGCACCUGGAAAUCGAUGCUGCCAUGUUGACCUCUAUUGCAGAUAGCCCACUCUGCCUAGAGUGUAAGCCCUUGCAAUACAAGGUGGUCCGGGACCCUCCUCUCCAAGUGGAUGUGGCCUCCAUCCUACACCUCAACAGAAGAUUCAUGGACACGGAUCUCACUCUCGGCAGUGUCUACCAUUACCAAGUCAUCACCAUUGCGGGAAGUGAAGAGAGUGAGCCAUCACCUGCUGCCAUAUACAUCCAUGGAAAUGGGUACUGUGGCGAUGGCAUCAUCCAAAAAAGCCAAGGUGAAGAAUGCGAUGACAUGAAUAAGAUCAAUGGUGAUGGCUGCUCCCUUUUCUGCAGACAGGAAGUUUCCUUCAAUUGCAUUGAUGAGCCCAGCCGGUGCUAUUUCCAUGAUGGUGACGGGGUGUGUGAGGAGUUUGAGCAAAAGACGAGCAUUAAGGACUGUGGUGUCUACACACCCCACGGCUUCCUGGACCAGUGGGCAUCCAAUGCAUCAGUGUCUCAUCAGGACCAGCAGUGUCCUGGCUGGGUCGUCAUCGGCCAGCCAGCUGCAUCCCAGGUGUGUCGAACCAAGGUGAUAGACCUCAGUGAAGGCAUUUCCCAGCAUGCCUGGUACCCCUGCACCAUCAGUUACCCCUAUUCCCAGCUGGCUCAGACCACUUUCUGGCUCCGGGCGUAUUUUUCUCAGCCAAUGGUGGCUGCAGCUGUCAUUGUCCACCUGGUGACCGAUGGAACCUAUUAUGGGGACCAGAAGCAGGAGACCAUCAGUGUCCAGCUACUGGACACCAAAGACCAGAGCCACGACCUCGGCCUCCAUGUCCUGAGCUGCAGGAACAAUCCUCUGAUUAUCCCUGUGGUCCAUGACCUCAGCCAGCCCUUCUACCACAGCCAGGCGGUACGUGUGAGCUUCAGUUCACCCCUGGUCGCCAUCUCGGGGGUGGCCCUGCGUUCCUUCGACAACUUUGACCCCGUCACCCUGAGCAGCUGCCAGAGAGGGGAGACCUACAGCCCCACGGAGAAGAGCUGCGUGCAUUUCGCCUGUGAAGCAACAGACUGCCCCGAACUGACUGUGCAGAACGCAUCUCUCAACUGCUCUAGCAGUGACCGCUACCAUGGCGCCCAGUGCACAGUGAGCUGCCAGACGGGCCAUGUGCUCCAGAUCCGGCGGGAUGAUGAGCUGAUCAAGAGCCAGACGGGCCCCAGCGUCACAGUGACCUGCACCGAGGGCAAGUGGAACAAGCAGGUGGCAUGUGAGCCAGUGGACUGCGGCCUCCCGGAUCAGCACCAUGUCUAUGCUGCCUCCUUCUCCUGCCUCGAAGGCACCACCUUUGGCAGCAAGUGCUCCUUCCAGUGCCGGCACCCAGCACAGCUGAAAGGCAACAACAGCCUCCUGACCUGUAUGGAGGAUGGGCUGUGGUCCUUCCCAGAAGCGCUGUGUGAGCUCAUGUGCCUCGCCCCGCCCCCGGUGGCCAAUGCAGACCUCCAGACUGCCAGAUGCCGAGAGAACAAGCACAAGGUGGGCUCUUUCUGCAAGUACAAGUGCAAACCCGGAUACCAUGUGCCCGGCUCCUCUCGGAAGUCAAAGAAACGGGCCUUCAAGACUCAGUGUACCCAGGAUGGCAGCUGGCAGGAGGGAGCUUGUGUUCCAGUGACUUGCGACCCACCUCCACCAAAAUUCCAUGGGCUCUACCAGUGCACUCACGGCUUCCAGUUCAACAGCGAGUGCAGGAUCAAGUGUGAAGAGAGUGAUGCUGCCCAGGGUCGUGGCAGCAAUGUCAUCCACUGCCGGAAAGAUGGCACUUGGAGCGGCUCCUUCCACGUCUGCCAGGAGAUGCAAGGCCAGUGCUCCGCCCCGGACCAGCUCAACAGCCACCUCAAGCUGCAGUGCCCCGAAGGCUAUGCCAUAGGGGCGGAGUGUGCCACCUCAUGCCUGGACCACAACAGCGAGUCCAUCAUCCUGCCAGUGAACGUGAGCGUCCGAGAUAUCCCCCACUGGCUGAACCCCACACGGGUAGAGAGAGUUGUCUGCACAGCUGGUCUCAAGUGGUACCCUCACCCUUCUCUCAUCCACUGUGUUAAAGGUUGUGAGCCCUUCAUGGGAGACAAUUACUGUGAUGCCAUCAACAACCGAGCCUUCUGCAACUACGAUGGUGGGGAUUGCUGUGCUUCUACCGUGAAGACUAAAAAGGUCACCCCUUUCCCUAUGUCCUGUGACCUACAAGGUGAUUGUGCUUGUCGGGACCCCCAGGCCCAAGAACACAGCCGGAAAGACCUCCGGGGAUACAAUCAUGGCUAAGGAAGGCCAAGGAGCUGUGAAAGAAUUCCAAGCGCCAGGACCUGCAUCCCUUUGGUAUUGAUUUCACCGUCAGCUGCUCAACGGAAUGGCCUCUCCACACCAGGGAUCCUUAGCGCCCAACCGGUCUGCCUUUAAUUUCUCCAAGGAAGGACUAAGUGGGGGCACAUGAACCAAGUCUCACCUUGCCGAACGAUGGAAUGGAAUCCCAUCCCAAAGUCUUAGGUGGAUUGCACAUAGAGUGUGCAGUCCCAGAGCCUCCUAAAAUUCUAACCAUUUGCCACAUGACCACAGCAAGAAACAAGUUCUGUACCUAGGAGUGUGCAUCUCUGUGGUUAGUACCUAUGCAUGCAUACGCACCCAUGCAGACAGCAUGUGAGGGCAGUUUUGGAGACUGAGCAGAGAGAUACUGGAGCAAACUUUCCUUUCUCAAGCUCCUAGCCAACACUGUCCUUGGGAGAAAGAGAGUUGCACAAACUGCUAAGACCAAGUGUUGAGAUGCCAAGAUAGCUCACACCCUGAGGCUUAGAAUACGUAGGCCUGCACAGUUGUGCAGUUCUUUGGGAUUGGAAGUGAAAUGUCUCUGAUCACCUGCCUUCCAGGGAUGUAGGACCCAAGAAAAGGUAAAGAAUCCAAGGUAUGCAAAGCACCCCCCCCUCAAUCAUUCCUCUGCCGUGAGGGAUUUUACCCCUACUCCAGGGUUUGAGGUCAAGCUGGAAAUGGCUUAAGAUUCCAUGUCAAGGUAUUAUACCAGCCCCCUGCUUGAGGCCAUGAUAUCCCUCCAGAACCCACCCAUUCCCCAAAUCUUGCCUUGGGACCACAUUUGCUGCUACUUUUCCUGCUGCUCUAUCCUAUACAUUGAGUACCCCAAGAUGGUAGGACUACGUUAGAAAAAACCCCACACAACCAAACAGUCUGCCUUAAAAGUGACCCACACUUUUUCCAUAGCUCCUCACUUCUCAGCCCUUCUGCAAGAGGAGUCCCCCAUGGGUGGACUUUUCCCCCUGGAAAAAGUCAAGGGACUUGAGAUGCUGGAACCUUCACUGAGUCCAGAAUGUCGAAGCCAGUGUUAGAUUUUAUAAUCAAGUGGAACAGUGUUAAAUGUCUAUGAUGUUGGAGCCAUCCCGAGAUUAUUGAAAUUGUAGGAACCCUUGAGUUAUUACCGUUGUCCCAGUCUUCUCACUCUGCAGGCUAGAGGAGGCUCUGGUCUGAGGACCUCACUGUUGCUUUGAGUAUCUAUGAUUCUGGAACAGAGCAGCAUCUUGGAUAUGAUCACUCCAGACUGUUCCAGAGGGCCGUCUGAAGGAAGCCAAAGAGUUCGCAGCCUCAGUCCCCAACAACCCAACAUGGUCAUCCCGUUGCCCUGAUAGUCUUCCAGCUACUGGUGUGCCCGUCCCUCUCUCCCAUGUUCAGCCUCCAAAAGUUAAGGGGAAGUUAGUCAAACACACCUGGAAGCACCCACCUCUUUUUGGCUUCUCUCUCACUCUUUUCAGUCAGUUACCGACCCUAUGAAAUCAUUUGGGAAGAGACUAACACAGAAUGAGGGGGAGGGAAUGGAUUUGACAUUUUUUGAGACCCAGAACUAAGAAAGCGAGGAGAUAGGAAUGUCUCAAAAAAAGAUUGCUGAAAACCAGGUCAUCUCAAGUCUAGGACAGACAACAACAAAGACUAGCCCUGGAAGGGAAAAGACCAGGCAUGAGUGCUGACCCUCCAAGGCGAGGUAGUGUUGGAAUCAACACCCUUUCUCCCACAGGGACCAAAAAUAACUGCAAAAACCUUACUGUGUCACUGGCAACAGCACUUACCUGCUGGUCAAGAACACUUGAGAAGACAUCUAUUGGCCACCUGUGGGCUGUUAAGAAAUCUUUCCAGGUGCUUUUCGCACAGGUGCCCACCAAUCAGGAUGCAGUGCUCUGAGAGUUUACUUUGCUUUUUCCAUGUUACAAACCUAAAUUGGGCUCCAGAAGGGAGAGACUGCCACCACUGUUAAGGCCAGGCGCAAACCCUUUGUUUCCUCCUUAGAAACUCAUAUUUCAUUUAUAUUCAGGGCAGGUUUUUCUCUCCCUUCUGUAGUCACUAGGGCCAAACCUUAGCUCCCUCCAAAUUAUGGAAAUAGAAUUGAUCGCAUCUCAUUACUCCUCUGCUGUAUCUUUCAACUCUUGCCAACUCUUAAAGUCCCUCUCUUGCCCUGGCUGAGUUAGUGACCUGUGUGGUGUUAGCUUAGAAGCUACAGACUAAGAAAGGUAACAGCGUCAGCCCUCCUGGUUGUUUAUUACACCAAUAGUGCAAAAAAGUCUCAAAGACCCAAAGAGGACAUGACUAGUGGUGAGGUGGCAGAGCCACUGAAGACCUUCACCACCGUCCCUGAAAUUGAUCCUCAUCUGCUUUCUUUCUCCACCAACACCCUCAUCUCUCCCCACCCACUUGGGCUGAGCAAAGUUUCCCAGGGGCUGACUUCCACAGAGCCACAGAUUGAGUUGAGCCCAUCUGAGCAAAGAUCCCCCCACUCUCCUUACCAUCAUUCAACCUGUUACAAAUUCAUAUCUGCCAAGGACACUAGGCAAGAGAGCGACUUAAUUGCUGGCCAGCCCUCUGCCCACGUGGCAGGUAUAAUUCACAGGUGCCCUUCUCAAACCUUAGCACAAGAAGGUCAGCUCCAUUCCUACAAUGUGCAAUACAAAUGAUCCCACUUUCAUUUUCUUUCUGGAAAUAAACUCACAGUCUCAUCCAUUGGAUCAUCUCCUGCUUAGGACAAUGGAAUACUCACAAGGCGGCAGCUCUGAAACUCUAUUGUCUAGCAGCAGUUCAGGGGCCCUGAAACACUUGGGGGUUCUGGGUCUGAAGAAGUAUUACCCUGUUAUAAGCAAGAGAGAAAAGAGGAGGUGGGCAGUUCUCCAAGCCUGGUCUUGGGAAGCCUUUCCAAGUUAAAAUCCUCACUGUCUCCCUAGAGGACUUGCAUUACCCCCAGAUUCUGUGCCAGCCACCUCUUCAGGGCAGACAGUCCUGGGGAAGUCCAUUUUGGUGGCUGACUUGGGGUUCAGGAGAGAUCAAUGAUCAUCAACAGUAGAGCUUGAAGAUGGAGGGUACCUGCUGCCCCUCCUGGCUUCAGUGUGCAGAGUCACCACCGAGACAGUCCUCUUGACCUGUUUCCACCUUGGCCAAUGCUUAAAUGCUAUUUGUUGAAAAUAAUUCAUUGAGACAGAUUCCAACUACCUCCCUUCCAGGUUCGCUUUAACUUGGUUGUAACUGUUUGUUAUAGGUCUUGCCUGUGUUGAAAAAAAAAAAAAAAAAAGGAAGGAGGGAAGGAAGGAAGAGAACUAUAGAUUCAAGUUGACAGUUUUGAGGGUUGUUUUUUGGAACUACUUCAAAUGGGCAAACAAGAAAUUGAAGAUGACAAAGCUGUACAGGUAGCGAGUCAUAGGAGACAAGAUGAAAAGGAACAAACCUGCAUGAUUAAAAACAAAAGCUAAUAAAGACCCUAUUUUUGUGCUCCUAAAGGAAAUUGUUUAUUCAGAAGACUGAGCAUGUAGGUAGACACAAGCAUAAAGAAAGAUUUCCCUAGGAGGAGACAUGGAGCGGAAUUUUUUAACACUGUUAACUCUCUGCACACAGUGGAAAUCUGACAUCUUCCCCCUUUGAUAAGUAGUAGUUGUUAUUGAGGCAUAUUUUGUCUGUCUGGUGGAAAUCAGUGGUAGAAGGGAGUUGGGGGGAGGCUUGGAAAUUGGUUUACCAAAUUCCAAGGAGACAUAUUGUGAUGUACUUUUCACAGUCUGAAAUGUUUGUAUUUACCAGUAGAGCACUGGGCUUUACAAAGACCGCACUUAGAAUCACACAGCACAGUCCACUUUCUUAAAAAGCUGCUACAUGACCAACAGGUAAUUCCCAUAGCUUUUGCAAAACAAAGCAAAGCAAACCCCCCAAAACCAACUAGUGAAUAAAUACAAGCCUACUUUCUUCAUUUAGUCAACUUUUGCCAAAUCUCUACCAAUUCUUUGUUGUAACUGUUGUUGUUGUUGUUGUUGUUGUUUCUUAAACAAAUGUACAGUAGCCCAGAGAGGCAUUUUUGUCCCUGGAAUAAGAACCUGGAAUUCUUGGCCCCAGGCAGCCAUUUGCUCAGUGACCUGGAACAAGUCAUCAAGUUGUCUCCCCAUUUGCCUCCGUUUCUCCAGCUGCAAAAUGGGGGAGACGACUACUUACCUACCUCACAGUACGAGGGCAGGGGGUUGUGAGGCCCUGAGGUCUGGCACGGGCUGUGGCAAUCUGUGAGCGCUGAGGCUUGACACAAAGUCCAGGGGUUAUUUUUCAAGAAUGCACCGGCCCAUGGGCCAUUUCAGAAAGACAGGGAAUGUUCGCUGGAAAUGUCCAAGCAGAAAGCUGGAGUUCCUGGAUUAUAAUCUGCUUUAAGAGAGAGGCUUGCUGUUUAAGAAUAUUCAUUUUAGGGAAAUUGGAUUUUCCUCUUUAUUCUGGCCUUGACUAGCUCUAUAAUUAGAUUAAGCCAAUGACUUCCUACAGUGUAAAAGCCAGUUCACUCUUCUCCACUCAAGACUUCCAGGCCAUUUCCAAUUUUAUAGAGGAAGGGAGUUCCUAAAAUCACUUCUCUGACUUAAAAUUCCACAUCAAGUGUUCCAUUAAAAGGAAGAUAGGACAUUCUGAGUGUAAACAACUCGGGGCUUCUUAAACUCUACACCAGCAGUCAGUGAGGAGAGUUUUGAGCGAUUAUUGAGUUGCUUUCUUGGGUCUCUAUAAUCAAUAACCUGUCCACAGAUAUCUAUCUAUAUAAAGAUAUUAUAUAUAAAUAUAAAUUUAC